Messenger RNA from Lactuca virosa, 378 nucleotides. Lineage: Eukaryota; Viridiplantae; Streptophyta; Magnoliopsida; Asterales; Asteraceae. The record is from the annotation of a GenBank genome assembly.
AUGAGGACUAAAGUGCAUAAGGUUGAAAGUGGUGAAACAUUAAAGAUAAAAGUUGAUGAAGGCAAAGUUGUGUUCCUUGACAAGGCUAUACUUGGAAAUGAGACACAGGAGACUGUUUAUCUGAAAGUCUGUGUUGAUGGCGGUGAAGAACUUGUAGCUGGAAGACUGAACUCUUGUAGCUGGCCCAAAAAAGUUUUGAAUAUCGCAUUUGACAAAGACUUCCAAUUCACUCACACUGGGACCGAUACCUCUGUCAAACUUUACACAAUUUUAAGUGCACAAAGAAUUCUUCCAUAUCCUUUUCUCAAACAUAACUUUUUACAAACUCAGAAUCACUAUGUUUAUAUUGUUUUAAUAUUAAAGUUUUGGUAUUGUUGA